Molecule: messenger RNA, 1451 nt
Organism: Talpa occidentalis (Iberian mole)
Lineage: Eukaryota; Metazoa; Chordata; Mammalia; Eulipotyphla; Talpidae
Product: leukocyte elastase inhibitor A-like
Exons: 7
Coding region: 298-1437 (379 amino acids)
Biological process (GO): negative regulation of endopeptidase activity
Molecular function (GO): serine-type endopeptidase inhibitor activity
Source: RefSeq, a predicted model, not a curated record
UAUUUAUUUUUAUAUAAGAGCUGGGGUACAGGCCAGAGGCACAGGAAGGUGAGAGAAUUCACCAGAGACAGAGCAGUCAGAGGACAGAAAUACACUGCUGAGGGGAGCAGCGGGCACAACAGGAGAGGUCUACCCCGCCAUGUGGGAAUCUCCCUGGCCGCCUGGGAAUGGAACCAGCGCUGCAGAGGCUGCAGACAGCUUCACAGCACUGCGCUCAACCUGCUGCGCCACCGGGGAGGCCCACUCUGCCUUAUUUACGAAGCUUUUUGGCUUCUCUUCUUUCCUUGGAGCCUCGCCAUGGAGCGGCUGAGCGCUGCCAACUCCGCCUUCGCCCUGGCCCUGUUCCGCACCUUGAGUGAAGACAGCCCCGGUGGGAACCUCUUCUUCUCUCCGCUGAGCAUCUAUUUCGUGCUGGCCAUGGUCUUUCUGGGGACCAGAGGAAACACUGCAGCCCAGCUGUCCCAGACUCUUCAUUUUGAUGGGGUUGAGAAGGUUCAUUCCAGAUUUCAGAGUCUGAUCGCUGCUGUCACCAAGCCAGACGCCUCCUAUGUGCUGAAACUGGCUAAUAGGUUAUUCAGAGAGAAAACCUGUGUUUUUCUCCAGGAGUUCUUAGAUUCAUCUCAGGAACUGUAUGGCGCUAAGCUGGCCAGUGUGGAUAUUCAGGGCACCUCUGAAGGUGCCAGGAGGGUGAUCAAUGAGUGGGUCAUGGAGCAAACGCAAGGGAAGACUCUGGAAGUGUUGGCUGCAGAUGUGGGAGAUCACAUGACUGUGCUUGAGCUGGUGAGUGCCAUCUACUUCAAAGGCACCUGGGAGGACAAAUUCAGAAAAGAGGAAACCACCGAUGCCCCAUUCAGGUUGAAUAAGCGAGAAACAAAAAUGGUGAAAAUGAUGUACCAGAAGGAAUAUCUGCCAUUCAGCUACAUCCAGGAGCUCCAGAGCCGCGUGCUGCAACUGCCGUACAAGGGUGGGGAGCUCAGCAUGGUCAUCCUGCUGCCCGAUGACAUAGAGGACGAGUCCACAGGGCUGGAGAAGAUCGAGCAGCAGUUGACUGUGGAAAAGCUGCGUGAGUGGACCAAGACUGAGAAUAUGUGUCGUAGGAAUGUCCACGUGCACUUGCCCAAAUUCAAGCUGGAGGAGACCUAUGAUCUCAGCUCCAACCUGGCUCGCAUGGGUGUGGGAGAUCUCUUUAGCAGCAGCAAGGCUGAUCUGUCUGGCAUGACAGAAGCCAGAGAUAUAUUUGUAUCAAAAUAUACCCACAAGUCCUUUGUGGAGGUGAGUGAGGAGGGCACAGAGGCAGCGGCCGCCACAGCUGUCACAGCUUGGGGUUGCUCGAAGAUACAAGUGCAAAAUUUUGUUGCGGACCAUCCAUUUAUCUUCAUGAUUCGUCACAACUCCUCUGGCAGCAUCCUGUUCUUAGGCAGAUUGUGUUCCCCUUAGAGGCUAUCGAAAUA